Molecule: messenger RNA, 1257 nt
Organism: Penicillium brevicompactum
Lineage: Eukaryota; Fungi; Ascomycota; Eurotiomycetes; Eurotiales; Aspergillaceae
Product: acyl-CoA dehydrogenase family protein
Exons: 4
Coding region: 1-1257 (418 amino acids)
Molecular function (GO): oxidoreductase activity, acting on the CH-CH group of donors; flavin adenine dinucleotide binding
Source: RefSeq, a predicted model, not a curated record
AUGGCCGGCAAUCUUCGCCCGCCAACAGCACCAUACAGCGAGCCCCUUCUUCCCCAGCUCGAUAUCCGCAACCCCUAUUACACAGACCUGCACCACAACCUUCGCGCCACAGUACGCGAGUACGUAGACACAUACAUCGCACCAUACGCGCAUGAAUGGGAAGAAGCAGGCCAAGUCCCUGAAGCUGUCCGAAAACGCCAUUGUCAACUAGGGUAUAGUAUCGUGCACCCGCUCACGAGCGAAGAGGAUUCAGCCGGUCUUUCUUUGCCUGGAAAUGUCCCACGCGAGAAGUGGGAUACCUGGUGCUCGCUCAUCGUCUCUGACGAGCUGACGCGAGUGGGUUAUGUUGGCGUGAUAUGGGGGCUUGGCGGCGGGAAUGCGAUUGGGUGUCCUCCGGUCGCACGGUUCGGGACAGCCGAGCAAAGGAGGAAAUGGCUUCCCAAUGUUGCGAGGGGAGAUGUGAGGUUCUGUUUGGGAAUCACUGAGCCUGAUGCGGGAUCUGAUGUUGCUAAUAUUAGAACGACUGCUCAGCGGGAGGGAGAUCACUAUAUCGUCAACGGUGCGAAGAAGUGGAUCACGAACGGUGUUUGGGCAGAUUAUUGCACAACUGCCGUUCGGACGGGCGGUCCUGGUAGAUCUGGAAUUAGCUUGCUCGUUAUCCCGUUGGGUAUUCGUGGGUUUGACGAUGUACGCGUGCCCGUCGCAAAUCUUCUUGGACAGGAGAACAAGGGUUUCCCCCUCAUCAUGUCGAACUUCAACCCUGAGCGACUUGCUCUCGCCUGCGCAUCGCUGCGACUCGCUCGCGUUUGUGCCGAGGAUGCAUUCAAUUAUGCUAUCCAGCGGGAGACAUUUGGAUCGCCUCUGAUUGAGAAACAGGCCAUUCAAUCUAAGAUCUUCAAAUUUGGGCUCAUGAUUGAACCUGCGUAUGCGUUCAUGGAGCAGCUCGUCAAUAUUCUCGAGAGUACGAAAGAUCGUAGAACGGACGAUGUUAACAUUGGUGGCAUGACAGCUUUGCUGAAGGUUAUGUCAACCAGGGCUCUCGAGAAGAGCGUUCGCGAAGCGCAGCAGAUCCUCGGAGGAGCUGGAUAUAACAAGGCUGGAAAGGGUGCUAGGAUUGAACAGAUUAGUCGUGAUGCUCGAGUCCAUGUGGUUGGAGGUGGAAGCGAGGAAAUCAUGGCUGGGCUUGCACUGCGGGAGGAGACAAAGGCGCUUCGUACUCGGAGAUCUGCAUUGGAGAAGAGACCAUCUAAGGUCUGA